Phycomyces blakesleeanus NRRL 1555(-) is the source of this 762-nucleotide messenger RNA. RefSeq lists its product as hypothetical. Bases 1 to 762 code for a protein of 253 amino acids. The transcript has 3 exons. Gene Ontology annotation, molecular function: nucleic acid binding. The record is from RefSeq and is a predicted model, not a curated record. NCBI's taxonomy places the organism in Eukaryota, Fungi, Mucoromycota, Mucoromycetes, Mucorales, Phycomycetaceae.
AUGAUUAAGUUGUUCGAAGCUAUCAAAUUUGAUAGAUUAGCAGGCGAUAUUGCUGAAAGAACUGCACAGAAAUGGGCCAGGAGAAUGAAAGAGGAUAAAGAUUGGGAUAUCCUCGAAAAACAAACCAAUAAAAUCAAUAAAUCAGCUGGCCAACUUGAUGAGAAGCAUAAGAUUCACCUUUUAAAUUUUUAUGAUAGUAAUCCUCAAGCUAGGGUCGUGGAUGCAGUUUGUUCACUUGAUGAAAGGUUCGAAUCAUUCACAUUGAAAGAAUCAAGUGUGAGAAGUUUUCUCAAAACAGAAUACAACCUUUCAUUCAAAAAAACUAUUCGUUAUCCAGCUCCCAGAAACGAUCCAACAAAAAUUGCAAACCGCAUAGCGUGGGUUAAGAAGUGGCGCAAAACAGAUAUGGAUUACCUUGAAAACUGUGUUUUUGUUGAAGAAUCAGUUUUCUAUAUCAAUAUGAGACCUCCAGGAGGAUGGCUUAUUAAGAGCACACCAGCUAUUGUAAUCACUCCUACCACCAUAGCAGUACCACACAGUUUUGGGAAAGCACCAUCAAAACCAAAGAAGCCUGCCUCCAAAGAAACUAUCACUGGCCAUUAUAUGAAUUUUAUUCAGAAAACAAUGAAUGAAAUGGAUUGUAUUCCGGAAAUGAAAGGAUAUUAUAUAGUUAUGGAUAAUGCACCGAUCCAUACAUCUAACGAGAUUGAUACUAUUGUGACAGAGAGAGGAUAUAAGUACAUUUACCUCCCUCCUUACUAG